Peromyscus californicus insignis is the source of this 930-nucleotide messenger RNA. It is a transcript of the gene Dbndd2, whose product is annotated as dysbindin domain containing 2. The coding region runs from base 1 to 477 and encodes 158 amino acids. Gene Ontology annotation, biological process: negative regulation of protein kinase activity. The record is from RefSeq and is a predicted model, not a curated record. Lineage: Eukaryota; Metazoa; Chordata; Mammalia; Rodentia; Cricetidae. Gene Ontology annotation, cellular component: cytoplasm. The transcript is spliced from 3 exons.
AUGGACCCAAAUCCGCGAGCAGCCCUGGAGCGCCAGCAGCUGCGUCUCAGGGAACGGCAGAAAUUCUUCGAGGACAUUUUACAGCCAGAGACAGAGUUCGUUUUCCCGCUAUCCCAUCUGCAUCUCGAGUCACAAAGACCCCCCAUAGGUAGCAUCUCGUCCAUGGAGGUGAAUGUGGACACACUGGAGCAGGUGGAAUUUAUUGACCUUGCGGAUCAGGAUGGAGCAGAUGUGUUCUUGCCUUGUGAGGAUUCACCACCAACUCCCCAGAUGUCUGGAGUGGACAGCCAUCCAGAGGGGCUGAGCCUGCCAGUACCCACGCCAGACAGGACCACAUCCCGAACCUCCUCCUUGUCCUCUGACUCGUCCAACCUGCGCAGUCCAAAUCCAAGUGAUGGGGGAGCAGACACACCCUUGGCACAGUCUGAUGAGGAGGAUGGGGAUGAUGGAGGGGCAGAGCCUGGACCCUGCAGCUAGCAGUGGACCUCUUGAAGACUGAUCAGUCUGGCUGUUCUCAGUGGGAGGAGGUCCCAGGCCCAGCAGAGCACAUGGAGAAGACCGGACACUUUCCUGGCCAUCAGCGCAAAGGGAGGAGAGGAUGGCGGAUGGUGGACCUGAGACUCAGCCUUCCCCCGCUUUCUGCUAACUUCCUCCUGCUACACCCCUCCCACCAGUGGUUUUCCUCUGUGGUAGGACUUCCAAAUGAGAAGCGGGAAGAUGAGGUAGGACAAGAUGCCACUGCUUUCUUAGUACCCUCCUGCCCCCAAAUGGCCCUGUAGUCUUCCACUAGUCUCCUAAGUCAGUGUCUCUGAGGGAGUUCUGAGGAGUUCCACUUGGCACGCUGUGAGGUUGUACUGCAGUAAUCCUGCCUCUUGAAGUCCUUUUCGGAAGAGGUUAUAGUACAAAUAAUAAACUAUAAUAUACCACUCA